AAACCUAUCAGUUGCUGUGGAGCGAUUUGACGGAGAGAGCGUGCGUGUGUUAGUUCAAUCUGGACCAUCACUGUUACUCGGGGGUUUCUUCAAUUAACAUCAAUGUGCCUCAGCCAUUUGGAAAGAUAGUACUAGGAACAGCUCGCCUUUGUGAAUCUUGCAUGCAAAGAGCAGAGGAUCUUCUCGCCGGUCAACGGCUGCGUCAUUUCAUUUAUUUCUCAUGAUCUAUUAAUUAAACGGAGGCAUGAGGGAUUUCCUGAGGAUUACUAAUUGCUUUGUAAUACUGUGCCUGGUGCUGUCGUUGUGGACCCAGGUGUCCCAGUCCUCGGGCUAUUUCGAGCUUCAGUUGCUCUCCGUGCAGAAUGUAAACGGUGAAUUGUCCAACGGGGACUGCUGUGACGGUCCCAGAAACGCAGACCUGCGCUGCACCCGGGAUGAAUGCGAUACUUACUUUAAAAUAUGUUUGAAGGAAUACCAGGCGAAGGUCGCUACCACGGGCUCGUGCACCUUCGGAGCUGGAUCUACGAACGUUCUCGGUGGAAAUACUUUCUCUUUUACGAGUACUACUAAGAACAUGCAGAACAGACUCGACGAGGCUGGCAAGGUGGUUAUACCUUUCCAGUUUUCUUGGCCGCGAGCAUACACAUUGAUUGUUGAAGCUUGGGAUUGGGACAACACUUCAACCAGCAAUCCCGAGCUGCUGAUCGAACGUCACGUCCACACCGGGAUGAUCAACCCUGGAGAAGACAGCCAGACAUUUCAGCACAAUGGACCAGCUGCAAGUUUCCAGUACAAAAUCCGUGUGAAAUGCGGCGAGAAUGACUACGGCUCUAUGUGUAACAAGCACUGCCGACCCAGAGAUGACUAUUUUGGUCACUUUGUUUGUGAUCAGAAUGGGAACAAGGCCUGUAUGGAAGGCUGGAUGGGGGAAGACUGUGUGCAAGCUAUUUGCAAACAAGGCUGCAACCUGCUCCAUGGAUCCUGUGCUCAACCUGGCGAAUGCAACUGCCAGUACGGGUGGCAAGGACAAUUCUGCGACGAUUGUCUCCCGUACCCUGGCUGUGUCCAUGGAACCUGUGUCAAGCCAUGGCAGUGUGCCUGUGAGAAGAACUGGGGUGGUUUGCUGUGCAACAAAGAUCUUAACUACUGUGGUACACAUCACCCCUGCAUUAAUGGAGGGACCUGCAUGAACACGGAGCCUGAUGAAUACAAGUGUGUCUGUCCGGACGGCUAUUCUGGCAAGAACUGUGAAAUUGCUGAACAUGCUUGUGUCUCAAGUCCUUGUGCAAAUGGUGGCAGUUGUCAUGAAAUCCCAUCCGGCUUUGAAUGUCAUUGUCCCCCAGGGUGGAACGGUCUAACCUGUGCCAACGACAUUGAUGAAUGUGCCUCCAAUCCCUGCGCUCGAGGGGGUACAUGCAUUGACAGAGUAAAUGGGUUUGAAUGCAUCUGUCCAUCUCAGUGGGUUGGCAAGACCUGUCAGAUAGAUGCUAAUGAAUGUGUGGGGAAGCCUUGCCUUAAUGCUUACUCUUGCAAAAACUUAAUUGGUGGAUAUUAUUGUGACUGCUUUCAAGGAUGGGAUGGCCAAAACUGUGACUUCAAUAUCAAUGACUGCAAUGGACAAUGUCAACAUGGAGGGACGUGUAAGGAUGAAGUGAAUGGGUAUCACUGCCUCUGUCAUCCAGGAUUUGUUGGCAAACAUUGUGAAAUCCAGAUAAACAAAUGCGUGAGCAGCCCCUGUAUGAAUGGGGGGCGAUGCCAGGACCUGAUAGAUGGCUUCCUCUGUCAGUGCCAGCAGGGUUUCUCUGGUAUUUUCUGUGAGGUUAAAAGUAAUCCCUGUAACCCCAACCCUUGCCAGAAUCAAGCUUCAUGUUAUAAUGUUGGAGGAGAUUACUACUGUGCCUGUUCUGAAGACUAUGAGGGGAAAAACUGCUCCGACUUCAAAGAUUAUUGCAAAAACACCCCUUGCGAAGUAAUUGACAGUUGCACCAUCGCAGUUGCAACCAACACCACCCAGGAAGGUUUGCAGUAUAUUUCCUCCAAUGUGUGUGGACCACAUGGGCGAUGCAUUAGCCAACCAGGAGGAAACUUUACUUGUGCUUGUGAAAAAGGAUUUACUGGGAUCUACUGUCAUGAAAAUAUUAAUGACUGCAUCACCAAUCCCUGCAAAAAUGGAGGAACAUGCAUCGAUGGAAUCAGUUCAUUUCAGUGCUUCUGUCAUGAUGGCUGGGAGGGGAAUUUAUGUGAGAUUAAUGUAGAUGACUGUCGUCACAAACUUUGCAAAAAUGGUGGCAAGUGUGUGGACUUGGUAAAUGAUUUCUACUGUGAGUGCCAGAAUGGUUGGAAAGGCAAAACCUGUCAUUCACGUGAAAACCAGUGUGACGCUAACACGUGCAGCAAUGGCGGGACCUGCUAUGAUGUUGGAGAUGCUUUUCGAUGUGCCUGCCCUCCUGAAUGGGGUGGCAGUACCUGUAAUACUGCAAAGAACAGCAGUUGUACUCCAAUCCCUUGUGAGAAUGGUGGAACGUGUGUUGGAGGAGGUGAUACUUUUACAUGCAUCUGCAAGGAAGGCUGGGAAGGAGCCACCUGCACACAGAAUACCAAUGACUGCAAUCCUCACCCUUGCUACAAUGGUGGCAUCUGUGUGGACGGCGUCAAUUGGUUUCGAUGUGAGUGUGCACCAGGUUUCGCUGGACCAGACUGCAGAAUCAACAUUGAUGAAUGCCAGUCAUCCCCUUGCGCAUAUGGUGCCACUUGCGUUGAUGAAAUAUAUGGGUAUAGGUGCACCUGUCCUCCUGGAAGAGCCGGCCCCAGAUGCCAGGACGUUGUUGGCAUUGGAAAGCCAUGCAGGUAUGCUAGUCUGCAGUUCCCCCAUGGAAGCAGAUGGGAGCAGGAAUGCAAUACUUGUCAGUGUUUAGCUGGAAACAUCGCUUGUACCAAGGUUUUGUGUGGUAGAAAGCCUUGUCUCUUACAGAAGCGUCUCGGACAAGAUAACCACCAGUGCCCUGCAGGUCAACAAUGUCAGGAACACAAUUUCUUUACCUGUUUUUCACCACCUUGCCACGAAUGGGGUGUCUGCAGUGCCCCGGAGCCUCCUGUGCCCAUUAAAACCCAAUGUCAGCCGCAUACGGGCUACUUGGAUAACGGCUGUGCGCGGAUCACGUUCAUGUUUAACAAAGACAAAGUGCCACAGGGCACCACUGUGGAGAACAUCUGCACUGAACUGAAGUACCUCGAAGCAACAAGGAUGCUUGCCAAGGAGAGGUCUCUGCUGGUGCUUUGUGACAUCUCCUACUCCAAUGAAAAUGCUAUUGAAGUGGCUAUAUCAUUUGUGGACGACGAACAGGACCACAGCCUCAUCCAGGAUGCUGCCAGUACAAUCAUCAACACGCUCUCCAAAAGACAGAACAGCACCCUCAUGCUGGCUGUAGUAGAAGUCAAAGUGGAAACCCAAGUUAUGGGGAAAUCAACCGACUACCUGGUUCCUGUUCUGUGUGUGGUGUUCACCAUUCUCUGUGUUUUCUGCAUUGCCAUCUGUAUCUGGUGGACCAGGAAGAGGAGAAAAGAGAGGGAAAGAAGCCAGCCAUCCAUAGAGGAGAAUGUCAACAAUCAGUGGGAACCACUGAAUCCUGUUAGGAAUCCUAUAGAUAAGCCAUGCAGUAACAGAGACAUGCAGUAUGAAUGCAAAAAAUUAAUGUCUCCUCCAAACAGAACUUGCGAUGGAGAGGACGAGGAGGAAGAGGAGCAGGAGGGGGCCAGCAUGGAAGUAGACAAGUGCCCCUCCCACAAGUGCACAAAAACUUUAUUGCCUGGGAAAGGGGAUGCUGUCAGCACAGCAAACAGCACUCUGGUGAAGCAGCCGCACCGAACGGCCUACAGCUCAAAGGACAAUAGGUGUAAAAAUGUAAAUGCAGCUGUCAGCAAAGACGUGAUAGACAAUUGCGUAUGAAAAUAAUUAAUAAUCCUCUGUGCCUACUUAAGCUUGUAAAAAUGGAAAUGCAUAUCGUUGUCUUCAUCAUGGACUUCAAACCAUUUAAAAAAAACAAAAAAAAAUAUUCCAUUGGCUAUCUCUGUUUUACAGAACACCUUUUUUCCAUUUGUUUUUUUUUCUGGCUAAAUUAUUUGUGGUUCAAUGACAAGGCUGAUAGGUUUCUUUGGAUAGCUGAGAUUAUAUAUAUUUUUUUUUGUACAGUUAAUUUUACUCUAUGUACCAGAGGAGGAAGGUGCCUCAAUUUGUAAUUGUUUACAGUUUUUUUUUUUUUUGUUGUUACUUGGUGUAGUUUUUAUAGGACAAAAGGGAUAAGACUUUUGUGAACAUUAAAACAAUAUUUAGGAUAUCCGUGAAUGGCAGCUCACAGCACUCUUUACAAUUGUUUCUAUUGUUAGUCAUUUUCUUUGUUUUUUCAACAGAAUUUGCCUUAUGCAACACACAGCUAGCCCAAAACAGUGAAGUGACUGCAGUUGUGAAUCAAGUGGCCUUUUUGUGUAACUUCUAGGAUUGCAGUAUUUGUGCUUGUAGCAAGUGCCUUGUGAUUUCAGUUUGUAUAGCAGCUGUCAGACUGUCCUGCCAGUUUAACAAUAAAAAAGGGAAGAGCUCAUUCACAACACUGCUUUGUACAUAUGUAUAUAGGAAAGGAAUCGCUAUGUAUAUUUGAAUUUAGUAAGACCAUUAACACUUUUUUGUUUGUUUUUUUUAAAUGCCAUUCCUUUUUAUUUAUGUUUUGAAGCAAAGGAUGUUUUAUGACUGUUUAAAUGUUUAUACAAAGUAUAACUAUACAUUAAGAACAUAAUUAUUGUCAAAUAUAACCACUGGUUAUGUGUAAAUGUAUACAGAAAUAUUUGUUUGCUUUACAGAAUGAUUUAUCUCCCCGUCCCCCCCCCCGUCCCACCCUUGUACUGCUUCAGUUGAAGAUAAAUUUGUUUGUACCAUACUUAAGUCAUGGGGAGCAUCUCCCUUUUCCUUUUAAUUUUGUGAAUGUCAAACAUGUGAUACUAUUUGUGAAACAGAUCUCUGCUUUGGAUACAGGCCUAAUGAAGGGAACAA
Polyodon spathula (Mississippi paddlefish) is the source of this 5041-nucleotide messenger RNA. RefSeq names its product protein jagged-2-like. The transcript has 26 exons. Gene Ontology annotation, molecular function: calcium ion binding; Notch binding. Gene Ontology annotation, biological process: Notch signaling pathway; multicellular organism development; cell communication. Gene Ontology annotation, cellular component: plasma membrane; protein-containing complex. The record is from RefSeq and is a predicted model, not a curated record. NCBI's taxonomy places the organism in Eukaryota, Metazoa, Chordata, Actinopteri, Acipenseriformes, Polyodontidae. Bases 245 to 3946 code for a protein of 1233 amino acids.